Vombatus ursinus (common wombat) is the source of this 2818-nucleotide messenger RNA. RefSeq names its product mitotic spindle positioning (gene MISP). The transcript is spliced from 5 exons. Bases 218 to 2545 code for a protein of 775 amino acids. Lineage: Eukaryota; Metazoa; Chordata; Mammalia; Diprotodontia; Vombatidae. The record is from RefSeq and is a predicted model, not a curated record.
AGCUGGGAGCGGUCAUUUGGUCAUUUCUGCCCAGGGAAGUUGAGCCAGCGGUGUCUUAGGAGCAGAGGGACCCAGCUCAGGGCUGAGAGCUCAGAGCCGUCCAUCCCUUCUAGAAGGAGAGAGUCCGUGGACUGCCCCAGAAGCGAGAGAAAACGCUAGCCUUGAAAAGGGUCUAGGAACUUGGGAGGAACUGGUAGACGCAGAAGCUCCUAACGAGAUGGACCGAGUGACCAGGUACCCCAUCUUAAGCAUUCCCCACUCAUCCAAGGUCAGUGACCUGCCAAGUGACCUGGAAAGCCACUACACCUUUGACGUUGUUCAAGUGGAGUCGGUGUCUCCGGGCUGGGACAAGGACAUCGUUAGAAUGAAUUCUGGUGGCCAAAGCUUCAGAUUUAUCCCAGAGGAGACCUCAGGCCUGAGGAUGGUGACUGUCACUCAGGAAACUGUCCCCAUGCCCCACCAGACGCAGCAUGUCCUGAUUGAAAACCAGAGUGUCAACCAGUGGAACCCUUCUUGGGAGCGAAAGCCCCAGUCAGCGGUGGUGAAGACAGGACCUACCUACACCCUCCAAGCUUAUCCAGAGGAGUGGCACCCCGGGAAGUUGUAUUCAAGAGAGGAAGAGGAGGAGGAACAGCAACUGUACCACCUGGGCCCUGGUGAAAACGUUUUUCCAAAGAGGAGGAAGGAUUUAGAACGGGAGCGAGAGGCGGUCAUCCGGGAUCAGGUGGUGAAGAGGAACACUACGGUGGCCACUCGCUGGAGCUCCCUAGACGAGCUGGAUAAGAUCUACUCUGGCCAGGACCCCUCGCCCACCUCAGCCUCUGACUCUGAGAAGGUCAUAGAUACCGAACAGAUUGACUUCCUGGCUGCCCGCAAGCAGUUCAUGAAUUUGGAGAAGUCGACCUCCAACUCCCAACCCCCUCAGAAGCCCAUGGGAAGGACCGUGCAGAGUGCAAGGGCAUCACCCGAAACAGGCAGGGCUAAUGUUGGCCAAAGCACCAGAUCCCAUUGGUCUAGUAAGGUUGGCCUGACCAACGGUUAUGAUGUCUCCAUCAAAGGCCAGGGGAAGGACAAUGCUGAGGGAGCUAGGCCUGGCCUGGCUUUGGCCCCGACCUCCCGUGGCCACUCUGUGGGCCAGUUAUCCUUGGCAUCUGUGGAUGACGCCCGAGCCCUGGGCUCUGAGGAUGAGGAGCCAAAGGAGACACCCAUUGAGAGAGAGAUCCGGCGGGCUCAGGAGCGGGAGGCCGACCUCCGGCAGCAGCGGGGGCUGCAGCGAUCAGGCAGCCGGGAUGAGCUGGUGGAAAUCGCGGCCAGGCCGCUGUUGUCCAAUAUAAACCUGAUCUUCACUCCCACCCCCAAGAAAGGGAAGGAGAUGGGGCGGCCAUCAUCCUUAUACAUUCAGAGAGAGCUAGCCCUGGACACAAAGCGGGAGGAAGACCACCGCCGGCAGGUUGGACGCUCCGAGCCCACCAAUGAUGCCACUAGGGCCUCUACACCAAGCCAGCUGACCAGACACUCCGAGAUCCGCAAAGAAGCCCCCAAGAUAAGGCGAGUGCAGAGCUCUGACUCCAUUCUGAGUCUGACUUCGGACACCCACCCAGCGGAGGCCACUCUGGAAGGAAGGAAGAUUAAUCGCAUUCCGUUGGAGGCCUACCAGCCUUACCUGGGCCCACAUAGCACUAAGAAAGAGUUCCCGUCUUAUUCUUCCUACAAACAGGCUUCCUCACUGGGCUCCUGGUACCACACUAUGAACUCCAGGCGGGAGGAAGGUGUGGCCACACCUCCACCCUCCUCACAAAAGGCAUCCUGGGGUGGGGAGCAGAUCAGGGAACAGCCAUGGAAGUCGCAGGCCUCCACCAUUCAAAAGCAGGAGGUGUGGAGGUCACCGCCACAAGAGUCCACUGGAAAGGCCUGGGAUGCUCAGAAGCAGGGUGCUGCCCAUGCUAGCCAGGGUGUGGUGCCUCGAAGCUACUUCCAGCUACAGCCCCUGAAGGUCAAGGUCACCUCCUCCCCUGGAUCAGAGGAGGCGAAUGUUCCCCAGCAGGACCGUAUCUGGGAGCCCAAGGGCCAUGUUGAAGAGGUGGCCAUCCCCACCAAGCCCCUACGGUCCCAGUCAUCUAGCCUGCUGGAGAUGGAGAUCCAGAGUGUCCUGCAACGGGAGAAGGAACUGGAGGAAGAGCGGAGGAAUGCCUUGUUCCCAGAAGUCUUCUCCCCUGCUACCGAGCUGGACCAGCCAUUGGAAUGGGAAGGUCCAGACUCCAGGCACUCAUCUGCAGUUUCAGGUAUUACAGGAAGCUACUCUGUGUCUGAAAAGCCCACCUUCUCCCCUGUCCACUUCCACUCAAACUUGGUGUGGAAGGUGACAGAUCAGACACCCAGACAAGAUGUGACCUGGAGGACAAAGAGGGGUGGAGGGUAUGCAGGCCUUGAUACAUCUGAUGCUGUCAACAUAGAGAUUGUGGAAGCCACAAAGGUGACCCGACAUAAGAAUCCCAAGGCUACUCUCUGGGAAGCCAGAAUAUAUGCCAGUGAGGAUGAAGACUGAGCCCCCAAGUCUAAGCCAGGCACACGCCAAGCAAUAGCCAAUGCAGAGCUGGGGAGAAGAUGGCGCCCAGGCCUUCUCUCCCCACCUGACUAUCCCUCCCUAUCCUAAAACAAAACCCUAUCAUCAGCAAGUGGCUGAUGGAGAGAGACGAAGGCACGGAAAGAUUUUUCUCCUUGGAGACUUGUUUUUAUAUGAUCAAAGAAGCUAAAAUCAGGUGCCAAUAAUAUGGAAAUAUGGUUUGCAUGACUGCACAUGUAUAAUCUAUAUCAAAUU